Molecule: messenger RNA, 1668 nt
Organism: Penicillium cosmopolitanum
Lineage: Eukaryota; Fungi; Ascomycota; Eurotiomycetes; Eurotiales; Aspergillaceae
Product: Major facilitator superfamily domain general substrate transporter
Exons: 2
Coding region: 1-1668 (555 amino acids)
Biological process (GO): carbohydrate transport; transmembrane transport
Cellular component (GO): membrane
Molecular function (GO): carbohydrate:proton symporter activity
Source: RefSeq, a predicted model, not a curated record
AUGGGGCUUAGAUCAUUGAAGCCGCAAGGACUACAAGAGACGCCUCAUCAGGCUUUGAACCGCAGGCUUUUCUGGAGUGCUGCUGUUUUCGGUAUGACAUGCCCCGCCUACCUCGUUGGAACCAACUUUCUUACCAGCAAAACAGGUUUCCUUGGUGCCAGCCGUGGUCUUGAUGAAGGGCUUGUUGGCGGCAUGGUCAGCUUACAAAGCUUCAAGGAUGAGUUUCAUCUCGAGGAUGGAUCUCAAAACCAUCAAGCCAGUACUCUAUCAAACAUCACUAGCAUGGUGCAACUUGGCAGCAUAGUUGGUGCUUUGCUUGCCUUCCUAAUUUGUGACAAACUCGGUCGUGUACACACACUUCGCAUUCUGAGCUUUCUGUGGCUUGUCGGCUUCAUCAUUGUUGUGGCCAGCCACGGUAGCCUUGGUCAGGUCCUCGCGGGUAGAUUUAUCGCAGGCCUGGGGAUUGGCAUGACUACAGUUGUCGGGCCUAUGUACAUCGCCGAAAUUGCCCCAAAGUCUGUGCGUGGUAUGCUCACAAACAUAUUUGCCGGGUCCGUUUAUCUGGGUGCUACAAUUGCAUUCUUCAGUAACUGGCGAGCUUCCGUUAAUCUCUCCAAUGAAUCAGGCUGGCAAUGGAGAGCGCCUCAGUUUGCGCAUAUCGGAUUUGCGAGUCUAUUCCUUGUCCUAUCUUUUACUAUUCCCGAAACACCAAGAUACCAUAUGAUUAAGGGUCGGUAUGAAGAUGCUAAAGUGGCGUUAGCUAACCUUCGGAUGCUAGACAGUAGUCAUCCAUACGUUGAAGUUGAGAUAGCCGGAAUUAGUCGUCAGCUUGAGUCUGAACAGGAAGCGACACAUGGUGUUUCGCGCUGGGGUAAGAUCCGUGAGCUUCUUUUGGUGCCUGCAAACAGAUAUCGUCUCAUGCUAGGCUUCAUGUCCCAAGUAUUGGGCCAAUGGUCUGGCGCAAACUCGAUCACCAUCUACGCGACAGAAUUCUUUGGCGUUCUCGGAAAAUCUGGACAAUCCGAGAAGCUAUUUGCCAGCUGUAUCCUCGGCGUUGUGAAGCUGGUCUCUGCAUAUAUCUGUGCGUUCUUUUUGAUUGACUUCGUUGGCCGGCGACGCUCAUUGUACAUGGGGAUAACUCUGCAAACUCUCAGUCUCACGUACAUUGCCAUCUUUCUGGGGUUGACUGGCUCAGAAUCUCUCGAAUCUGGACAACUUACCACAUCGCAACGCCGCGGGGCUGUCGGCUCGAUUGCUAUGAUAUACCUCUCUGGUAUAGGUUGGACAAUGGGCUGGAAUUCAUUCCAAUACCUUGUGAACGCUGAUAUCUGGCAACUAAGACUCCGAGCCCUGGGGAGCUCUCUGGUUAUGUGCUUGCAUUUCCUUAAUCAAUUUGGCAAUACGAAGGCUGUCCCGGACAUGCUGCUCGUGCUGCAGAGUUAUGGGUUUUUUGCAUUCAGCGCGGCCGUGAGCUUUGCUGGAUUGAUAUGGGUUUGGUUUUUUGUUCCCGAGCUUCGGGGCCGCUCACUUGAAAGUACUGAUGAACUUUUCGCGUUGCCUUGGUAUCAGAUUGGACGGUAUGGACCCAAACUCGUACCAGCAGAAAGUGCGAUCGGCGAUCAUCCUGGAGGGAAAGGUGAAACUGGGAUCGUCAGUCAUUCAGUGUAG